AUGGCGCCUUGGAUCGACCUGCCAUAUGAGAUUAGGAAUGUCACUCCCGAGGAAGACAAGAUAAUCAAGAAAUGUCUCAUCGGUUACACGAAGCCCUUCGUCAAAUGCGGGAAGAAUGAAUACGUGAUGCCGGCCGCCUUUAGGAAACACGCAGAAGCCAUCUACAACCUGGAGGUGCGGCCGGACGAUGUUUGGGUUAUAACGUUUCCGCGAUCAGGAACGACGUGGACGCAGGAAAUGGUAUGGCUGAUAGAAAACGAUUUAGAUUUCAAAGCAGCAAAGGAAAAGCCGCUGUAUGAAAGGUUUCCAAUGUUGGAAACAACAGCGCACAUACCACGGAUGGCGUUUGAAUUGAUAAAAGCAAAUUUCAUGAACUUGGCCUAUUUCCAAGGAUUGAAUCACGCAGUAAGGAAUCCCAGCUGGCGAUCGAUAGCUGAGGCACCAUCGCCGCGCUUUAUCAAAACACACUUACCUCUUUCGCUGCUGCCACCAAAGCUCCUAAGCACUGCCAAAGUUAUAUAUGUAGCAAGAGAUCCGAGGGACGUGGCCGUAUCGUAUUAUUACUUACACAAAAUGGUCUCGAAGACCCUGAUGAGGUCGACUUUCCUUAACUUCUGGGAGGCAUUUAGAAGAGACCUGCUGCCUUGGACACCGAUUGUAGCACACACGAAUGAAGCGUGGGAAAAGAGACAUAAUCCGAAUCUCCAUUUUAUAUUUUACGAAGAUAUGAUAAAGGACCUUCCCAAAGAAAUUCGCACGGUAUGCAAGUUCCUAAACAAAAAAUACUCUGCCGAACAAAUCGAGGAGUUGGCUGAGUACCUCAGUUUCGACAGUCUCCGUAAGAAUAAGAGCGUCAAUAACACAACGGGCGAAAAUAGUGAUGUGCAAUUUCUUAGAAAAGGUGAAGCCGGGGGCUGGAAAACGCACUUUGAUGCCGAAAUGGAACUGCAGGCUGAGGAAUUCCUAUCUACACGCCUCCAAGGCCUAGAUCUCUCUUAUCCCUCAUUUCCUCUCUACGAGAAUGAGUGCUCCCAUUUA
This is a messenger RNA of Iphiclides podalirius (scarce swallowtail), 1038 nucleotides long. The record is from the annotation of a GenBank genome assembly. Lineage: Eukaryota; Metazoa; Arthropoda; Insecta; Lepidoptera; Papilionidae.